CCCCACUUUUCUUUCUUGCGGACCAAUUCGAGACACGAAGGCGAGAGCGGUCGGGGUCGGGGAGGCGUCGUCGGCCGGUCGGUCCCGGCGCUUGCGGAGCGGAGGGGGAGGGGGAGAUGGCGCCGGCGAGCGGGUUUGGCCGGGUGGUGGGGAACGCGCGUUCGUUCGUGGGCAACGCACUGGGCGGGCUCCGCGGGUGGAGCAACCUCGCCUCCUGGACCGUCGCCGGGACCCUCGCCUACUACCUCUGGGUCAAGCCCGCGCGCGAGCUCCAGAAGGAGCAGGAGGAGCGAGCUGCUUUGGCUGCUGCUUCGGAUCCUUAUCGUUAUGUUGAGAAGCGGAAACCAAUUCCUGAUCCACAGGAUACUGGCCUUAGUUACGGGAAGAAAAAGGAGCCUUCAAAAUCUGAAGAUUAGUUACUCUGGGCACAUCCUGUACCAAAACGUGCCACCCAUUUAUGCGCAACAAUGCAAGGAAUGGUUUUCUGCAUAUCUGGUGGCUAAAUGAUAAACGUUUCAUGGAACUGUUGCUUUGUGCUAGCCAUGUAAAUGGAGUUUUUCACAGUUUGAGUUCUUGAGCUCCAGGAAGUAAUUUGUCACCAUCGCCUGUCGUAUUUGCUCAGAUCAUGAGAGAUGUGUAAAUGCUUUCAGAAUAGAAAAAAAAGGAGAGGAACUUUUCUAUACUUUUUUGAUAGCUAGAUCUGGAUGUUGACAUGUUUAUGUAUUACUGUAUCAAUGCACACCAUGACAGGGACUACACGUUUAUUCUAUGGCAUACUGUUAGUGCUGAGUAAUAAUACCGUUGUUCGCUGACAGUGGAGACGAACUUGUUGA
Panicum hallii is the source of this 833-nucleotide messenger RNA. RefSeq lists its product as uncharacterized. Bases 117 to 416 code for a protein of 99 amino acids. The record is from RefSeq and is a predicted model, not a curated record. Lineage: Eukaryota; Viridiplantae; Streptophyta; Magnoliopsida; Poales; Poaceae. The transcript has 3 exons.